UUUCUUUUAAUUUUUUUCUACUACACCUAAGGUUAGAUAUUCACAAAUUCGUUUUUAUUCACUUCAGAUUUAGCAACCGGUGAAUCAUUGUACGAGGAGUUGAUAAAAAAAUACCCUGACUAUUUUUGUAUUCAUAUGGCAUAUUUGCAACUCAUCGAUCCUCUAGAUAAACGCAUCUUGCCUGGCAGUAAAAAGCAAACUACUUCAGUAGAUCUUCAGAAAGUUAUAACGAUUUGCACGAAUGUGAUUGGAAAUAUAAAUGAAGAAAGUAUUCUAGCUUAUAUUGCAACAAAGACUGAUUCCAGAAGUGAUGCAGCCAAAAUAAAGAGUACUAUGGAGCAACAUAGAAACGUGUAUCUAGAAUGUUUGUCGAGAAAAGGUAUAGCUUUAUGUCGUAUCAGAAUCUUGAAUGAAAAAGACGAAAAUAAAGACGAAAUAACUGCAAUUUGGAGAUCUGUAGUAAAAUUUGUUGAUCCCAACGAGACAAAGGGGUUGGCCAGUCAUAUCCUCUAUUUUUCCAUAUGGCAUGCCUUCAUUAAUAAACAAUACGGUAGGUUAACGAAAUUCAUUUUGAAAAUGCAGGAAGAUAAACCCAGCGAAGAAGUGGAGAAAAAACUCAUUGAAUAUUGUGAUAUGCUCAAGUGGACUCAUAUUGUUCAACAUCUCCAAAGAAGUAUGCCUUCAAAAUUUCCAAGUGCUUUCAGACCAUUCUAAACUGAAUUGCAUUACCAAUGAUUUUAUUAUUGUUGUGUUUUUGGGUUAUAAUUAAACAAGUGUUUAAUACUACUUGUUUAUUACUGUAGGAAAAUAUAUUCGGUCUGCGAUA
Molecule: messenger RNA, 826 nt
Organism: Leptinotarsa decemlineata (Colorado potato beetle)
Lineage: Eukaryota; Metazoa; Arthropoda; Insecta; Coleoptera; Chrysomelidae
Product: tripeptidyl-peptidase 2-like
Source: RefSeq, a predicted model, not a curated record